Messenger RNA from Symbiodinium sp. CCMP2592, 2319 nucleotides. The record is from the annotation of a GenBank genome assembly. NCBI's taxonomy places the organism in Eukaryota, Dinophyceae, Suessiales, Symbiodiniaceae.
AUGUCCAAAAGAAUUAUACAAGCACCGAUGAUGUGUAGCAAAGCUGCUGCAACCGAGAUGAAAAUCAGGACAGCACGCAAGAGCUACGACAAGGGUACGGCGGCUGGACACCUGGUCCGUGGUUUGAGCGCCGACAUUGGCGAGGGAGCCCAAAGCUCAGAUUACCAGUCCAAUCUGAUAUGCACUGUUCUGCUCUGGGCAAUGGAUGCUACAGCAGCUAAUGAAAGCCCCGAUGAUGAGCUGUGGGACCUUCUUACUUGCCACCGUGACGAUGCCAUCCCUGAAUCCGUUGCUCCAUAUCCCUGGGCCAAAUCCUUCGACAAGACUGGCAGAGAAGGUUGUCGAAACAUCAAAUCUGGUGGGGACACGGUGGAAGCUUCCGCCGAAGAUGACGACUCCCGGUACAUGACCUACAUAGUGUACAGAAAACGAUUUGCUCUGCUCUGGGGGAUGAGUGCAAAAAUCGUGUUCGAUGUGCGAUCUGAUGGAUUCGGACAUGUGCUAAUCUUGGUUGUGGUCUUUGAAAAACGUUCCUUCAUAUCUGCCGAGGCCUCAUGCCGAUCUGCCAUCCGCACUGCCCGCAACGUGGUCAAAGACAUCGGUGUGACGAAGGCUCGUGGAAUAGGCGGGUUGCUACCGCUAGCAGGGCUUUCGCAAAACCACAGUGAAAGAGAUUCUCAUUCAUUGCUUGCGAAGAAGCUGUUGCUGUCAUUGCCGAUUCCGAUUACUGAGACUUCCAGUGAUUGCACAUCUGGUGCAACGGACACGAAGCGAAAGGGCCUUUCAAGGCUUAGUCUCCGGGAUUGGGCUCGGUAUUUGCUGCAAACAAACAGCUGGCACGUAUUGACCGGAUUACGCAAUCCGGAUCGAAAGCGGGAGCAGAGUAUUUGGCGGGCUUUCUGGGAAAGGUACAGGUUUCACGAUCCCCAACAUUGGAUAUUUCAAGCUGCAGCAGAGAAGAAAUUAGAAUUGGAAAACACAGCCGCAAUCCUGCUCCAUGGCGAUGAAGGGCGGGGUCGCAGACGCAAUCCGUUUUUCGUGCUUAGCUGGCAUUCUUGUUUGGGACGAGGCACAAACCCUGCUUUGGCUUCGAGAAGAACAUCCCUGAAGAAGGUUCGCAAACCGUACCUGAAGAUGGAGUUGAACAUGAAGGGCCACUCCUACACAACCCGAUUCGUGACGGGCGUAUUGCCAAAACAUCUUUAUAGCGAGAGUGACCAAUCCUUUUUCGACCUUUUGGCUGCUGCCUAUGAUGAUGCAAAGCUAUUGAGCACUGAAGGUGUGCAACACAGCAGUGGAGAAAGACACUGGAUGGUGAUGCUGCGAACAACUGGUGAUUGGCCAUUUUUGGCCAAGGCUGGGUGCUUGCAAAGGACCUUCGCCAAUGCUGUGAAAGCUGUUAACCAGGCAUCGACUGGUGUAUGUCAUUUAUGCGAAGCGGGGUUCCCGCACGCCCCACUUGAGGAAAUCGGGACAAGGCAUCCUUCAUGGAUGCACACAGUGUCUGCUUCCUCGCCAUUCGGGUCUUGGCCUGAAGCUGGUCGCAUUCUUGACACCCAUGAGCAGCUAGCUGAGCACUUCGCGUACGACAUGUUUCACACAUUCCAUCUUGGUGUUGGUCGUACAUUCCUGGGGAGUGUGAUUGCGCUUCUUUCUGAUUUAGAAGUUGCUGGGAACAUAGAGCAACGCUUUAUGUCUCUAAGCGAGAAGUACCGCACCUGGUGUACAAACAACCACCGUUCCCCGAUCGUUACGAAACUUACCAAAGAGCUUAUCACUUGGGAUGCCACAACGGACUACCCCAAAGGUGGAUGGUACAAAGGGGCGUUAACCACCACUCUUAUGGAAUGGGUGGAAUCGUUAGAUGGCACCACCACAGAUCCUUUGUUGGUUUCUGCUUUUGAGGCGACGAAGAGCAUCAACCGCUGUUUCCGCAUCCUUUAUGCCGAAGGUGCAUUUGUAUCAGCCGACACGGCGAAGCUUACUGGAGAGCUAAUCAGCCGUUUUUUGCGCCGGUACGAGCAUUUGGUCCGAGAGACGUAUCAGACGGAGCGCACAUUAUUUUCGAUACCGCCCAAAAUACACCCCUUGCACCACUUCGCUGUCGAUCUACUCAAAGCUGGACGUGCUGGACACCCAGGAAUCAACCCACUUCUAUGGUCGACACAAAUGAGCGAGGAUCUUGUCGGGCGGCCGUCACGCCUUUCAAGGCGUGUCGGUACCCGAUGUGUGGUGCAGAGAACACUCCAGCGCUACUUGCAAGCCGCAUAUCGGGAAUGGGUGAAAGCGGGAUUGCUCAUAGAGUCGACGCGUCCGUGA